Molecule: messenger RNA, 3175 nt
Organism: Schistocerca serialis cubense
Lineage: Eukaryota; Metazoa; Arthropoda; Insecta; Orthoptera; Acrididae
Product: Down syndrome cell adhesion molecule-like protein Dscam2
Exons: 17
Coding region: 1-3051 (1016 amino acids)
Biological process (GO): cell-cell adhesion; axon guidance
Cellular component (GO): axon; plasma membrane
Molecular function (GO): protein binding
Source: RefSeq, a predicted model, not a curated record
AUGCCACAUCAGGAUGCAAAGGGUUUUGGUCAGCAGUGCAAGAAGAAGAAGAAGAAGAAGAAGAAGAAGAAGAAGAAGAAGAAGUGGAAAGUGCUUCAUAAUGGUAGCCUCUGGAUUCAAAAUGCUCUUCCAGAGGACAGGGGUUAUUACACAUGUGAGGCAAGAAAUGAAAUUGGAAUGGCACUGAACAAAGUUAUUUACAUAACAGUACAUGUACCUGCAAGAUUUUCCUCUUCUCUCCAGAAUGUGACAGCAAUCAAAGGUGGUACAGCAGCAAUAGACUGUGUCGCUAGAGGUGACAAACCAAUCUCUAUAAAAUGGUUUCAUAGUGGCACCCCUUUUGAAACACAUCUUCAGCCAAGAGCUGAAAUAAGUGAAGAAAGUUUAGAAUUUGGUAGUCACUCAAGAAUAACACUGAAGAAUGUUCUUCGGAGUGAUACCUCAGCAUUCACAUGUUUCGCAAAAAACCAGUAUGGCAGUGAUGAGUCAGAUAUCUGGGUUAUAGUUCAGGAAGUUCCUGAAGCACCAGCAAAUGUUCACGUGCAAAACUACACAAGCAGAGCUGUUAAUCUGACAUGGGAACAACCAUAUGAUGGAAAUAGCCCAAUCACUGUUUACACAGUCCAGUACAAGAAAAAACUAGUGGCAUGGGAGGAGAAAGUAUCUCAGAUAACUGUUCCUGGAGAUCAGUUGUUUGCUACCAUUAGUGGACUACAGCCAGCUAGCAGCUAUCAUUUUAGAAUUGUGGCAAGAAAUUCUCUUGGGCCCUCAAAUGCUAGUAAUGAUAUUAUGGUCACUACAGCUGAGGAAGCUCCUGAAGGACCACCACAAGACAUCAGUGUCAGAGCUUUUGACUCAGAGAGCUUGUCUGUAAGCUGGAAGGAACCUAUUCGUGAACUUCAGCAUGGAGAAAUAAUUGGAUAUUAUAUUGGUUACCGAAUGAGUAACUCUACUGAGCCAUUCCAGUAUAAAACAUAUGAAGUGAUACCAGAUGCUGAAAUGAAAAUAAUCAUCUCAGGCCUCCACAAGUUUACCCAAUAUGCAAUAUUUACUCAAGCAUAUAACAGUGCGGGUGCAGGACCACAGAGUGCAGAGAUAUUAGUCUUCACAGAUGAAGAUGUUCCAGACUCACCUCCAAGAGAUGUUCAUUGCACCAGUGUAUCUUCACAAAGCAUCCUCUUGACCUGGCUGGAAAUUGCUGUUAAUAAUGUCAAUGGUGUCCUGCUGGGGUACAAGGUCACAUACAGGACAGUUUCUGAAUGGGAUGAGGCUUCAUCUCAGUCUGAAUCUUCCACUGAAGAAUGCAAAAUGGAGUUAGUUGGGCUUCAAAAAUAUUGUAACUAUAGCAUGGAAGUGAGAGCUUACACCAGAGUGGGGGAUGGUGUUUCAAGCAGACCUGUCUUCUGUAGAACACAGGAGGAUGUCCCUGAUAAGCCUGAAGACAUUAAAGCACUGGCUGCUAAUGCAAAAACAUUGCUAAUUUCUUGGAAAAAGCCAAAAUCUCCAAAUGGAAUAAUAAAAAGAUACAAUUUAUACAUGAGGUCCCUGGAUGGUGCACAUCUGUUGAAAGAAGAAUAUGAAAUACCUCCAAGCCAGACACACUACUUUGUGUCACAUCUUGUUCCACACCAUCGAUAUGAAUUCUGGGUGACUGCAGCCACAAUGGUUGGGGAGAGCCAACCCAGUCUGCAUGUGAUACAGGCACCAUCAGAGCAAGUGCCAGCAAAGAUUGCCUCAUUUGGUGACCAUGUGGUGGGUGCCAGAGGGGAAGAACUUGCCCUGCCAUGUCUUACUGUUGGGCUUCCUCAGCCCACAAUAAUAUGGAAGAAGGGGGGGAAAAAUAUCCAGGAAAAUGGUCAGAUUCGCAUCAACACAGAAUGGACUCUUCACAUGAUGUCACUACAAACAACAGAUGCAGGAAAUUAUUCUUGUAGAGUAGAAAACGUACUGGGAACUGAUGAAAUAACAUACACUGUCACAGUGAAAACCCGAAGGAGUCAUGGUGCCCCACUUGCUCCAGUUGAUUUUAAAGUGUCUUCUGCUACGGAAACCAGCAUGUUACUUCAGUGGACAACACCCGGCAAUAGUAUAUAUGUGCCCGAAGGUUAUAGCUUACAUUUCAAACGAGAAUUUGGUGAAUGGGAAAAAAUGAUUCUGCAUGCUGAAGACAACCACUUUAAUCUAGAGAACCUCCAGUGUGGCUCAAAGUAUCAGCUUUAUAUUCAGGCUUUCAAUCAAGCUGGACACAGCAACCCCACAGAUACUCUGUUUGCUUACACACAAGGAAAAGCUCCAGUUGCUCCAAACAAAGAUGAAUUUUUGGUAAUAAAUUCUACUUUUAUACAUCUAAAUGUAAGGACAUGGGACACUGGAGGAUGUCCUAUAACAACACUGGUAGUAGAAUAUAAACUGAAAUCUGACAAGAAAUGGACACUCGUCACGAAUAAUUUGAAGUACACAGAAGAGAAAUUUUCUAUUCUUGAUCUUAAUCCUGAGACAGAGUACCAGCUGCGAAUUACUGCGCACAAUAGUGCAGGCUCAACUGUAUCCCUAUAUGAUUUCAUAACAUCUUUCAGUGCCGGAGAAAUUGUUCAACCAGAGCUCAUUAGACAUAGAGGUUAUAGGAGUAAGAAUUUCUAUAAAGAACUUGGCGCCAUAAUUCCCAUCACUGUUGUUGCAUUAACUGGGAUUAUUUGUGGAAUAGGAAUGUUGCUGUAUUUUAGACGAAGGAAACAGAAUAACACAGGUGUCAAGUGUGAAGGCAUGAAUGUUCACGAUACAACUGCCACACCUGAAAACAAAGGAGAUUACUUGAGUAGUGACAUCCCACUGGACCAGAAGUCCGGACACUCUUCUGUGAUGCCAGAGAUAACUGCAAAAGUCAACCCAUAUGCCACAUUUAGACUAACAGAUGAAGAGAAAAUGGAUUCCUUGAUACCUGAUUAUGAAAGUUGCAGUGAAUACAUGAAGAUAAAGAAGAAAGUGGAGAGUGAAGCUGAGGACGUUGACUGGAUACCACUGCACAGUCUUUACCAGGCUCACAGAUACUGAGUUUCAAACAUUCACGAAUGAUAUGAAAUGUUGAGAUGAAAGCCGUUUAAAGACAGGAAACUAAGUGCCUUAUUCUCAUAACUGUUAUGCAGAAGCAUUGAUGUGCAACAAAUAUUUGCAUGUU